Eucalyptus grandis is the source of this 1185-nucleotide messenger RNA. Its product is annotated as histone-lysine N-methyltransferase, H3 lysine-9 specific SUVH5-like. Gene Ontology annotation, molecular function: zinc ion binding; protein binding; histone methyltransferase activity. The transcript has a single exon. Gene Ontology annotation, cellular component: nucleus. The coding region runs from base 239 to 1123 and encodes 294 amino acids. The record is from RefSeq and is a predicted model, not a curated record. Lineage: Eukaryota; Viridiplantae; Streptophyta; Magnoliopsida; Myrtales; Myrtaceae.
ACCGUGUAAUGGGCCGAAGGGGUUGCCUUGAGGAUCAAAAGCUGAGUGGGGGUAACCUUGCUCUGAGGAAUAGCAUGCGUUUCCAAAACCUGUGCGCUUUAUUCGCAGAUAUGAUCUUACGAAGAACGGUUCUGGUCUUAGGGAUGCCAACCAUGAGAGACUUUCUAGGUGCAAAUAUGUUUAUGAAGGUUUAUUCUACGUUCGUCGGUAUUGGAUAGAAAGAGGGCCUUUGGGAAAGAUGAUUUACAAGUUCAGAUUGACCAGAAACCUGACAAGAAAUAACCAUGAUGGGAGUGCUCCAGUUUGUUCGAAUAGUUCAAGAGCUCUUGAACGUGUCUAUGUGGAUGAUGAUAUAGGUCAAGGGAGAGAAACGGUAUCAAUUCAAGUUUUUGGUGCAGUUUGUAAGGUGCAACCUUCACCUUUCAAUUACAUUACUGAUAUCACUUAUCCAGAGCUAAAGGAUCUGUCUCCUUCAAUCGGUUGCAAUUGCAAGGAAGUAUGUCGUUCCAGGAUAUGUUCUUGUGUAAUAAAGAAUGGAGGGACAUUGCCAUACAAACGAGAUGGACGAAUUUCGAAGUUUAAGCCCCUUGUUUAUGAGUGCGGCCCAUCUUGUACUUGCUCGCACUCUUGCAUUAACAGAGCAAGUCAAAGUGGCAUCAAGUUUGACCUAGAGAUAUUUCAAACUCGAGGAAAGGGGUGGGGCGUCAGAUCACAAUCACACAUCCCAUUAGGUAGUUUUGUUUGCGAGUACAUUGGCAAAGUACUUCCAGAUGAGUUAGUUUCGCCAGAGUUCAACAAACACAAGUAUUUCUUUAAUAUCGGGGUUGGUGGUGCCACCUGCAAGCAGAGUGGCAAGUGCUUUACUAUUGAUGCCAAGGCGCAAGGAAACAUCGGGAGGUUUAUCAACCACAGUUGCUCUCCAAAUUUAUAUGCACAAAAUGUGCUCUCUGAUCACCAUGACAAGAGAAUGCCGCACAUAAUGUUUUUUGCUUCGAAAGACAUACCUCCAUUAAGAGAGUUGACUUUUGAUUACAGAGUUAGCCAUGUUCGUUGUGCUGAUGUCCUGCGGAGGAUGAAAUGUUACUGUAAUGCUAUAGCAUGUAAGGAAAAGCGUCCCAAAUGAAGAAUGAAGUUGUUAAAGGUCGUGCUGGAAUACGUACUUUCUUUUUUUUGACAUGGUUGAAG